Molecule: messenger RNA, 1734 nt
Organism: Coccinella septempunctata (seven-spotted ladybird)
Lineage: Eukaryota; Metazoa; Arthropoda; Insecta; Coleoptera; Coccinellidae
Product: putative fatty acyl-CoA reductase CG5065
Exons: 8
Coding region: 152-1666 (504 amino acids)
Biological process (GO): long-chain fatty-acyl-CoA metabolic process
Cellular component (GO): peroxisome
Molecular function (GO): alcohol-forming very long-chain fatty acyl-CoA reductase (NADP+) activity
Source: RefSeq, a predicted model, not a curated record
AUUUUGUCAAUUGUUUUAUGCUUACAGCGUGAAAUCGUGUUGUUAAUCGAAGCAUGUCCGCAUAUCGAAUGCCAUAUAAUAUUAUCUCAUCGAUUUCUCCGUUUUUUCGAACGUGCGUAAUUCCUAUUCAUUUUUCUAACGUCAUCGAGAAAUGCUGGAUUCAGACGUGGCCAAAUGGUUCUCAGGCAAAAAUAUCCUCAUAACCGGAUCUACGGGGUACAUGGGAAAAGUAAUGGUGGAAAAAUUACUCAGAUGCUGCCCUGGAAUAUCCAAAAUAUACUUGUUGAUAAGAACGAAGAAAGGAAAGACACCAACACAAAGAAUCGACGACUUUCUCAAAGGCCCUGUUUUUCACAAGAUCCGGAAUCAACCAGAGGUAUUUUCCAAGCUGGAGUGCAUCAGCGGGGAUCUGACGAUGGAAAACUUAAGCUUGUCGAGUCGGGACGAGAAAAAUCUGCGGGAAAACGUGGAGGUGGUGUUCCACAUGGCCGCCAACGUCCGGUUCGACCAAACCCUGAAGAACGCGUUGAUCCUGAACACCCUGGGCACCAAACGCGUCCUCGAUCUUGCGUGUACCUUCGAAAAUCUGAAGGCUUUCGUGCAUGUCUCCACCACUUACUGCCAUUGCGAUCUCACUGUUUUGGAGGAGAAGACUUACCCCGCCCCUCACGACCCUAGGAAACUCAUUGACAUCGCAGGCUGGAUAGACGAGAAGCUGUUGGAGUUGAUGACGCCACACUUGAUUAAAAAUUCCCCCAAUACAUACGCCUACACUAAGUGCCUCGCCGAACAUCUCGUCAGCGAAUAUUCAGAGUUGUUGCCAAUUGCUAUAGCAAGACCAGCAGCAGUGACAGCUGCUUGGAAAGAGCCACUUCCUGGAUGGGUAGACAAUCUGAAUGGACCCACUGGCAUCCUUGUGGGCGCUGGCAAGGGGGUAAUACGGAGUAUGCAUUGCAACGCGGAGUACAAGGCUGAUAUAAUACCAGUAGAUUGCACAACGAACAGCAUAAUAUUGGUUGGAUACCACCUGGGAUCUAACCCAAGGACAGACAUACAGGUUUUCAACAUUACCAACGAUAAAGAUAAAAGAAUCUCUUGGGGCGGAGCCUUAAACUUGGGAAAGAAACACUUUUAUGACAAUCCGUUCAGCGUCUGCCUCUGGUACCCUGACGGAAGCAUCAAAUCCAGCUACUUCGUCCACAUGUUGGCCGCCUUCUUCUUCCACCUGAUCCCCGCGUACUUCAUCGACUUCGUCAUGGUUUUGACCGGAAACAAACCUUUCAUGGUGAAGGUGCACAAACGUAUCAAGAAGGGUCUGGAGGUGCUACAGUAUUACACGACCAGACCUUGGUUGUUUCGCAAUGAGAAAAUGAGGGCUCUGAACGUUUCCCUGAACGAGACCGAUCGUGAAAUGUUCUACGUGGUCGGUCCUGAUGAUUACGAUCAGUAUAUCCUGGAUUAUAUUCUUGGAGCCAGAAGAUUUUGUCUGCACGAAGAGCCUGAUACGAUACCUCAUGCAAAGAAAGUGCUCAAGAGGUUGUAUUACUUGGAUGUUUGCAAGAAUAUUUUGUUGGGCUGUCUUGGCUUCUGGUUGUUCGGAGGAUAUAUCAUACAGUUCUUGUUCAAGUUUCGAUCAUUUUCAGAUCUGAUAUAUGUGCUAAAAUGAUAUGGAAAAUUGUGAAAACACUAUAGGUUGCUCUCCAUCUAAGUAAAUUAAAUAUAUUUUAAAUUUCA